Trichoderma atroviride IMI 206040 is the source of this 696-nucleotide messenger RNA. Lineage: Eukaryota; Fungi; Ascomycota; Sordariomycetes; Hypocreales; Hypocreaceae. The record is from RefSeq and is a predicted model, not a curated record.
GCUUUAACCGUAUUGAUUUACCCGCAUAUAAAACAUUGGAAACGCUACAACAAAAGCUCACCAUCGCCGUUGAGGAGACUAUGGGCUUUGGCCAAGAAUAGACUGCGGGUUGGUAUAGGAUAUACUCGCAUCACACAGCUUUCUACGAUGUUUUCGUAGCCUUUGCUUUCCAACAACAAAAAAUCCCUUUAUGUCCCCUCAUUGAUCGUUAUUUUGAUUUUUGGUUUCCUCAUUUGGGUAUAUAUGCUUUGGUUGAAGAGUCAGCAGACAGACAUGGUAGGCUUUGGUUUGGCGCUGGCGGAUUUUAUUGUUAUCAGGCAAGAUGUGACGCGUUGAGAUAGAAUGGCUUGCAGCGCCGCCUUGAGGCAUCAGCAAAAAGAAGCAUGCGGGGAUGACGAGGAGAGAUGCUAUAUGAUGUCAAAUGUGAAAAAGAGGCGGGCUAUGGAACGAGAAUACGUGCAUGGCCAUGCGAAACGGGUUGUACAAAGUGGUACUCUGCUGGCUGUGUUGGCCGACAGAUGAGUUAUCCAGUUUUUGGCAUUCCAUUCGAAUUCUUCGAUGACCAGAUGCAUCCAUUAACUGGCGGUGUUGCGUUUGCGAAUGCUGGAGAGCGCAAAGAUGAAGUUAAUAGCUGAAGGGUAUUGCAAGAUAUAGUAAAGCAGGCAUGGAAUGGAAUUUUGACUUUUUCUCUCUCGC